Molecule: messenger RNA, 3670 nt
Organism: Oncorhynchus mykiss (rainbow trout)
Lineage: Eukaryota; Metazoa; Chordata; Actinopteri; Salmoniformes; Salmonidae
Gene: lrwd1
Product: leucine-rich repeats and WD repeat domain containing 1
Biological process (GO): chromatin organization; establishment of protein localization to chromatin
Cellular component (GO): nuclear origin of replication recognition complex
Molecular function (GO): protein binding; chromatin binding
Source: RefSeq, a predicted model, not a curated record
CCAUGGGCACCCCUAAAAUUAACACAUACCACUACUUUCCCCAAUGCUACACAUUCCUUUGUCUUAUGCGCUUCUGCACACCUAGGAACCUCCCUCCUAUACACUGCUAUCACAUGCCCAUUAGCUUGACACAUUUAACAACGUAAUGUAUUUGGCACAAAAGCUCGUACAUGAUAACUUAUAUAUUCUAACUUUGUCUUGCAAAGACUCACUUUGAAUCACUUUGUCGGUUCAAAGACUCAACAUCAAAACUCAAAAGAACAGACAAUGACUCUGUUUCACCACCCAUGCCACCCUGUCUGCGUUGCACCAAACAACGAGCAUCACAAACACCGGGAAUCUUCCCCUUUAGUUGGUCAACUUUUACAUUUACCGCUACCCCAGUAAUCACUCCUUUCAAUGGGGCCCUUUUCUUGAGAGCAAAACAAUUCACAUUUAUUGCCCCCAUUUGUUUAACGCGGAGCGCCUUCUCCCUCUGGCCAGCAGAAACACAAACAAGUAUUACAAGACCAUUUCUGGUUACUCUCACCGUUUUCACCCAUCAUGAAACCACAAAUGGCAAGGGUCAUGUUUAAAAAGGUUCUUAAUCGUUUUUUUAAAUAUACUUUGCCACACUCAAUAUGGCGGCUCUCUGGCUCUUACCGGAUGGAAAGUUGAUGAAAGCCCAUAUGACUGGCUUGUCAAUUAUUUCGAGGGAAAGUUACAGAGGUUCUACUGUGCUCUGACUAGACAUGGGGAAAAUAACAGAGAAACUACUGCUGGAGAAAUGCACUCCAAAAAACACCAAACUGGAACAAGUAAAGACACUAAAUCUCUCCAAGCUCGGUCUGAAGAGCAGUGACCUGCCUGUCCCCCUGCUUUCUCGCCUUCGCUGUCUGGAACAGUUGGACCUGUCUGGGAACAGACUUCAGGAGAUGCCUUCCGGGCUAGUCCUGCCCUCCCUACGCUCUCUGGACCUGACCAACAAUGAGAUGGAAGAUGUCACCACUCUGGACACACUGACCACCCUGGAGGAUCUGAGGAUGGAGGACAACCUCUACAUCACUAUCAAUGACAACUACAAGCUGAUAAUCCUCCUGCCCAAGUUGAGGUUUUACAAUGGGAAGGAUAUAAGCGAUACAGCCAACCACAUACGCUAUGCCAACAGUGAGAACCUCAGGAAGAGGGUGUUAGCGCUGUGGGAGACCAGCUUUUCACUCCCUGACCACCGAACAGCAGAGAAUCUAGCCAUUGUGGAGAGGGAUUUUGUCAAUGCGGUGUGUCAUAAGGUGAAAUAUGGCCCCAGCUCUCUGACCGACUACACAAAAUGGAGGGUGGAGAUGAUAGCUAAAGAGCACCUUCGCUCUUUGACCGAGCCAGAGGAGCCUGCUGAUACAAAGGAGAACUGUAAUUUUCCUUUCCCAGCCAAGAGGAAGCGUUCCGCCUCGGCUGUCAAAUGCGACGUAACCCUAAACCCUCAGAAAAUAGCCAGAGUGAGUGUUCAAGCCGAGGACAGCCCACACAGGUCAAGCCGUCUGCAAAGCAUCCCUCAUAAGGCAGAGCGGCCCAUCAGCACCACACCAAGGACCCAUAAGGCAGAUCAGAUCCCAGCCACCCCCAUUAGCGGCCAGUCCAAACUCCCGGUGACCCCCAGGAACGGCCUGAGAGAGAAGCAACAUCAGUCCAAAGGAGACAUGCCACUGGCCAAACGGACUCGCAAGUCUGCCAAGCAACAGCGGUCCACAGAGGUCAACGAGACGCCUGGGAAAGUAAUCUGCACCAAGUCUCAGCAUUCAUCACAGGAGCCAGUGAGUCUGCAGCCUCUUCACGUCCUGCAGUGUCACAGUAAACAGGACAGCCCUGAUGACUUUAGCACCCAGCUGUGGGCCUGUUCCUUCCAGCCCCCGCUAGACUACAAUGGAGGUGUGAAUGGUGCGACUCGUAUUGUGGCAACGUGUGGAGGAGAGUCUGUGUGCCUGAUCGACUGUGAGACGGGACUGGUUAUGAAGAAGUAUAAGGUCCCUGGUGAGGAGUUCUUCUCUCUGGCAUGGUCAACUGUGCUGAUGUCACGGAAGGGCAACGUUGGCAUGCGGCCCUGCAGUAUCUUGGCGGCAGGGGGGAAGCGAGGCUUGGUGAAACUGCUUCACCCCAGAGCCAACAUGGCGUACGGAGAGUUCAGAGCCAGCCGCAAAGCCCUCUCCAUCCUCUGCUUCAGUCCCCGCCAGGGCAACUUGCUCUUCACUGGGUCGUACGAUAAAAAUAUAUUAUUGUGGGACAUUGGCGGAGUGGACAGCUACUACAAUUUCAAAGUCACUCGGCUGUUGGUGUUGGAGACCACCUCCACACCCCUGCACUUCUGCCUACCCCCUGCCACCCCAGACACACACCUCAUCGCUGCCUGUGAGAAGGGGCUGCACAGCUACAACAUCCAGCUCAACAAAGACCCCAAGAAAAGGUCUGAGGAGAUGGAGAUCACAUUCCCUGUGUAUGAGAAGGACACGGACCAUGACUACCACACCAUUGAUGGCUUGGGAUUCCUCACAAACGAUGUCGUCGCCUCUAAGAGCCACAUGCAGGGCUCGAUCUACCUGUGGAGCUGGAAUGACACGCAAGCCCAGCGGCCCAAGAAGAAGGAGGUAUGUGCUGUGAUCCUGAUGGAGCUGCAGUGGUCCAGCACGGACAUCCCCUACCUGUCCCUCAACACCUGCCCCAGUAAAGGCUAUGUGGUGUGUGGUGACGAAAGAGGGAGACUGUGGACGUACCAUGUAACAGACCUCAAGGCCAACUUUAGGAGUGGCAAAGCAAUUCCUGCCACAGAGAUCCUGGCAUGGCCGUUACCUGUGAGGAAUGGACAGGGCCCAGUGGAAGGUCCCCCUAUCAACAGUGUGGCCAUGGACCCUGAGCUCAGAUACCUGGUGGCCCUCAGCGACAAGAACAUGGCAGUGGUGUGGAUAAGAACGGAGUCUUCCUGAGGACCAAACAUAACUUCUCCCGGGUUAAUUUUCCCAUGUUCACUGAUGGGUGUAAAUACUGGGUAGGUUUUACUGGUAUCACUUCAACCUAUCAAGACUGCCCUUUCAAGGCAGUGAUGUUCAGUAAGGAAAGGAAUUUAUUCAAUGCUAUUGGGAAUUUGCUUUGGCUUGGACUUGGCCCCUUUCUGGUUUUUGUUUGACCUCACUCUCUACUAUUGACUUCUCACCUUACCACUCGGCUUAAACGUACCAGCCCUAAUUUUAACUCCCCUCCUCGCCAGCAUCUAUUAGAUGUAGUCUAUUUUGAUGCAGAGAUUGCCUCAUGGCAAGAUAAGAACAAUAUAUUUAAUUUUACUGAAUAUGAAUAAGAAUAUACAUAUACUGAAAUUCAUGUGUGAUGCCUGUACAGAUUGGAUGUAUUUGCAUUUUUACCUUUUUAUUUUUACAACUGUACUAAUUGUACUUUUACUAUUCAGUUAGAUUAUGUCUAAUGUGAUUUUUUGUUUGUUUUUUGUAAACAUUUUCUUUCCCCAAAUUAUACAUACAAUAUCACUUUAUCCACUGACAUGGAAACAUAUGAUCAAAAUGAUGUUUGAAGUGUUUCAACCACAAUGCAUGAUUGUACAUGCAGAUUUUUAUGGCCUUUUUGAGUGUUGGUGGAUAUGAUUUACAUUAAGAACAUCUGCCACAUUAAAUGGGAUUGAUGUCCUAAAUUUCAA